Messenger RNA from Phytophthora nicotianae INRA-310, 636 nucleotides. RefSeq lists its product as hypothetical. Bases 1 to 636 code for a protein of 211 amino acids. The transcript has a single exon. Gene Ontology annotation, cellular component: zeta DNA polymerase complex. Lineage: Eukaryota; Oomycota; Peronosporomycetes; Peronosporales; Peronosporaceae. The record is from RefSeq and is a predicted model, not a curated record.
AUGUUAUAUUUCAGCAGUGCAACACGAACUCAAUAUGAUGCUAUACUGCUCUACGUAGAGGCUUUUGAGCAGCGAGUGCUGUACGAUGUCCCUAUCCACAUGUGCCGCCAUCCGCUGCUGUGUGAGUACAUCCACUCCAUGCUGACUGGCUGUCGACCGUGGCUACUGAGGGGAGAAUUGGAGAAUAUAUGCGUGAUCCUUCUCUCUAAGGAAGGAAGGACGGUGGAGACGCUGGUGAUUGAGCCUGGGUGGAGUGCAACGUUCGUCGAAGAAGCAGCAUCGGACGAAGAUUAUCAGCUGCCUUUGGUGCAGCUAGAGGAAGCCUUUCGAGCGGGAAUGGUUGCAUUAGUAGCGACUUCAGCGCCGAACACAGGUGAGCGUACAGACAGCGCUAAGCCGAACACAUUUCGCAUCUUCGCUCAGACAGUGGAAGACGCCACCAAUCGAGGAACUGCCGUCAAUGACGACAGUGUCAGCAACUCUUGGGUACUGGCAGAUCCGAUCUGGUGCGAGGACCAGAAGAAGCAGAAGGAAAUUUUCCCAGUGAAAUCCAUACAUUCAGAAGCUUCACCUAUCCGGCUCAACGUGUACAUGAAGAGCCAGGAACCAGCAUCAGCGAUGAUCGAUAAGACGUAG